This is a messenger RNA of Zasmidium cellare ATCC 36951, 4062 nucleotides long. RefSeq lists its product as uncharacterized. The record is from RefSeq and is a predicted model, not a curated record. The transcript has a single exon. Gene Ontology annotation, cellular component: RAVE complex. Gene Ontology annotation, biological process: vacuolar acidification. Lineage: Eukaryota; Fungi; Ascomycota; Dothideomycetes; Mycosphaerellales; Mycosphaerellaceae. Gene Ontology annotation, molecular function: protein binding. Bases 1 to 4062 code for a protein of 1353 amino acids.
AUGCCUUCCACCUCUCCCGGCAACCAUGCCUCCAGCACAGUUCCACGCUCAGCUUUCGCCCAGAUAUUGCCCGGAGCUCCUACCGAGUCACUGCAGUCCUUCACCACCUUCAUAUACCGGUUUAAGCGCUAUGUCGCGUACAUCUCUGGAUCGCAGCUCAACCUCCUUUCUUCCCCGAAUACCCUCGUCCGGGCCAUUACCUUUCCACAUCCUCUGGUCGCGAUAGCAGCAGAAGCUCACAGUGGGAAGAUUAUUGUUGCUGGGAAGAAAGAUGUGUGGAUACUUGAGCCUGUGACUGAAGGCUGGACCAAGAUUUGGUGGGAGAAGACGCUAUUGUUGAAGCGGGAGGAUGCUGGGGAUGAGGCAUAUUCGUUGAGCUGGGGAAACGAUGGGGAAGUACUGGUUGGAGGCAGCCGAGUACUCACUCUAUUCUCGACGCUGCCUUCGUCCCGGACGGUCUCGCCAACGAUAUAUCCUAUUGAUGGAGAGACGAUUGAAGAGAGGAAAGCAUUGUGGUCGAAACCGGUGGCUAGAGCUGUUCGACAAGCGGAAUUCAGCCCAAGUGCGGCCAUGAUAGCCAGCCGGUCACACUACGAUCGUCUCGUGAAAAUUUGGAGGAGAUUGUCGUUUGAAGAGGGCCUAUUCGAUCACACAUACUUGCCGCAUGCUGGCACCAUAACACAUCUUCAAUGGCGACCACCAGGAGAGAACUUGGAAGAGCGGAGAGGUAGCGGUAUUUCCGGUCGACAUGACGAGGACUCAGAAGUGCUUUACACGAUCGCCAACGAUGGUAUACUACGUGUAUGGCGAACCGCGGGACUGCACGAUCUCGACAUCCUGGUUCUGCAUACCACCGUUGACCUGAUUGCUUCCAUACCACAGUCGCCCAGCCUGGUCAUUAAGGGACAAUCGAAACCUUCACAGGCACCACGCUAUGACGUCGUGCUGUCGUGGGACCAGUUCUCCGCUGCUGUUAAUGCCGCCAUUGGAAUAUCACAAGAUGGAAAAGUCAAUCAUUCCAAGGAGUUGCUGAAAGAAAUGAGUUCGAAAGAGCUCGAUGUCGUUGUAUCGUUCGAUGGGCAAGGCAGAAUGUCCGCCUGGGGUCUUCAGAGUAUCGGUCACAAACGACGGCCCGACACGCCAACAUCCAGGGAACCAAUUCACAUCUCUCACGCCGAGGGUAUGCACUUGAGGAUACCACAUGGAUGCCCAGCUAUGUGUCAUGCUUGGUUUCAAGACGAUACUUUCAACCUGCUUACGCAUACGAUCACCGACGGCGAGAUCGCGUGGUGGCAAGGCGGCGUGGAAACGUUCUUUUCGCCCUCAGCUCCCGGCAACGAACGACUACUUCUCAUGAGUCGGUGGUGUGGGCAUGAUAGCGAUGUCUUGGAGUUGCAGAGCUCUAGCGAUGGCAUCGUGUCUCGAUCGGCGACCGACGUGACCUGGUGGACAGUCAACAGCGCCAAACUGUUGCGGCCUCGACGAUCAUUUGGAGUUAGCCCUGAAGUGUUAGCUGCCACAACAUUCAACGGUGGCAGACACUUGCUUACUAUAACGUCUUCGGCGUUCGCGCUCUGGGACGAAUCUGGUCAGAGGAUUGCGAAAGCAUCAUGCGAAGCCGACCAGAGCGGGAGGUUCCACAUCACACUCGCGAGUGAGCAAAGUGUAGCAGGCUUGUUCGUACAGAAUGACGCCAAAGUCCUUGUGAAAUGGACCGUGACGUUACCACAAAGCGACGAAAAGGGCGGCGCGCUCAGCCUCCAGCCUGUGUCCUUGCCGGGCCAAAAGGAAGGGGACGCGGUGUCGUUUGCAGUGCCUGUCGCCGUGCCUUUCGAUGCUGACAGGGAAUGCAUUGUCUGCGCGAACACGAACGGCCGCGUUGACUGCGUGCUUCUUCCCGAGGACGAUGCCCAGGCAACUGACUUUGAGCCCUUUGUGUCUUUCGAAACUGGCAUCGUGAAGCCAUCGGUCUUCUCUGCGAACGAAGAAUUUGCUGUGUUAGCUUCGGCCGAUAGGAAAGAGAUAGUCAUUGUGGAUCUUACUGAUGGCUACAUCGAACACCGACAGUCCCUUAAGCAGCCGGUCCAGCGUCUGGCGUGUUUCACCCCGACCCCCAGGCACAACUUUCUUGCUGUUGCUUACGAUACUCACAUCGAGAUUCUGGCCCAAGGGCGCUACGAGCACCAUCGCUCAGACGUUCCAAUCUGGAUCUCGGUCAAGACCAUUUCAAUUGCUGACGUGGGCCUUGACAUCGCUUCUAUUGCUUGGCUAUCGGACGGCAGUCUUGUAGCUGCCACUGGGAAUGGUGUUGCUGUGGCGUCGCCUGAGAUUGAUCUGCAGGAGCUGGACAAUGAGGUCAAGGAGGCCAUCGAUGCCGACACAGAACAAGAAACGAGACUUCAUUUAACGAAAGUGACGACCUGGCUGAAGACUCCCUUACCUGAAUGGCAUCCCAGCUUGAUUACAUACCUGUUGCACCACGGCCACCCUGGCUUGGCGGCCACGCUUCUUAGGAAACUGGCGCAACGGCUGAAGUUUUGGAGCACCGGGGAGGACCUAACGCUGGAUGAGUCGCCUGUGUCUUUCAUGCAAGAUCUGGAUCAGCACGACCCGUGGCUUGACGAUGACACCGUUACGGAUCUUCGGGAGCAACUCGAAGAAAAGGACCUUCCGCGCACAUCUCAAAGCGAACAGCAGCGAUUGAAGCAUAUUAUUGAGGCGCUUGUGUACAUCAGGGAACAUGUCAGAUCUUUGGAUCGUCAUGCGCUGCGGUAUUUAUUCAACUGGAAGCUUCAGAUGCUGUUCGCGAAGGACUCUGAGAUCAUUCCCAAUGGCUCUGUUAAAGCAAACGGUGUUCCGUCAAAGCAACAACAAUUCACUCCUGACAUGCACUGGCGGGAGAUUUGCUUUGCCUACCACAGCAGCACUCAGCAGGCUUUGCUUGACAUUCUGAUCCUGCACCACGACAACAAGCUCACAUGGCCGAUAGCCCGUCGACUGGGUGUCAUGGCCUGGAUAUCUGAACGCGAGGCGCUCGAGACUGUAUUCGAGCAACUGGGUCAGACAGCAUACCGUUCCGAGCAACCUCCAGAUCCUGUCAAUGCUUCGCUCUACUUCCUUGCGCUCCACAAGAAGCCAACCUUGUUGGCGUUGUGGAGGAUGGCCACCUGGCACAAAGAGCAGCGGACUACCAUGAACUUCUUGAAGCGCGACUUCACCCAACCGGAGGCCAAGACUGCAGCUAGGAAGAACGCCUACGCCUUGAUGGGAAAGCGACGCUUUGAGUAUGCCGCUGCUUUCUUUUUGCUUGCUGAGGAUCCUGCUUCAGCAAGCAGCGUCCUCGCUGGACAGUGUGAGGAUGUGCAGCUUGGCAUAGCUGUUGCAAGGCUGUAUUGUGGCGACGGGUCACCUGUGCUCAGACAGUUGCUAGAGAACAGGAUCUUGCCCUACGCGCAUGAAACUGGUAACAGAUGGCUCAUGAGCUGGUGCCAUGCGGUGAUGCUAGAGAAGUCAAAGGCCGCGGAGACCUUGGUCAUGCCAUUGGAGGGCGUGAAGACUUGGCAUCAAGACGAUCCACUCACCAUGCUGCUGUACAAGCAUCUGCGAAGUACGCCUUCUGAGCACGAAUACGACGCUGUUCUGAGAUCAGCAAGGAUUCUGCGAAGGAUGGGGUUGUGGCUUCUCGCGCUGGAACUUGCCAGCCGGUGGGAGUUCAAGCACACGCAAUCAUUGAGCAGGAGCUUAGGUGCGGUGACGAAUGGCGUUACCAAUGGUGUACACGACGAUGGACCCAAGUCUUUGCUGGACGAGUUCGAGGCACCGCCACCGCGACAGAAAGAGCCACCAUCAAUGCUAGACAACUUCACACAGCCGGAGCCAUCAACACAACAGCCCACCGACGAAAAGGCCGCUCGUGAAGCAAAGGCUGCAGAGCUUCUCGCCAAGAUCAAGGCCAAGAAGGAGGGCUCGACGACGACAUCGACGUUGAAUGAGAAGAAGCCGGAGCCGACGCAAUUCAAAGAGCCUGAUCCCAAUUCACUGUUGGAUAAUUUUGGUUUCUAG